AUUGUCCAAAAAAUGAUGGAAAAAGUGAUUUUAGCCGAUAGUGAUGAUGACUUGUACGAGGGAUACAAUGAGUUUCAUCCGGCGCUCGACACUAGAAAUCUACAGAAUGAUGAGGGUUUCCAACAGGCAGUCCUUAAAAGCAGUUAUGGACGUAAAGGUGUCAACACUGGAUACAAAACUGCUGCCGCAUCCAGAAUGGGAACUAAUACGGGAUUCAGGCGCUCAUCAAUUACAGCAACUGCUAAUCAGAGAAGAAUUACGGGAACGGCAGUACAGGCACAGCCCCCGUCCACUGCCAGACCCAUGACUGCCGUAAGAGGCGUUGGCUAUACAUCUCAAGGUAAUCGCGGCGCCACUAUGUUUGACCCGUUAGGUCAGGCAAAGUCCAUGGUAUCAGGUUUUCAAACAAAAGAUGAUUCAUUACCUGAAGUAAAGAUAAAACAAUUGGAGAAAAAAAUAAACGAUUUGUUAGAGGAAAGUGUAUUCGCCGCCCAACGACUGGAAAUUAGUUUAGCCCUCGAAAAGGCCAAAGAGUGCGUCCAAAAGGAAAGAUCGUUAUCCAGAAUGAAGGAACAGUCGGGUUUGGCUGAAACUAUUGCCCCAAACAGUGACUUAACAUUUGCGGUACUUUUUAAUUUGGCCCUUCAGUACACUAAUUCGGAUAUGUAUUCAGAAGCUAUUAAUACUUAUCAAUCAAUUAUUAAGAAUCGCACCUUUACUAACACAGGAAGAUUAAAAUUAAAUAUAGGAAAUAUUUAUUAUAAACAAUCAAAUUAUCCAAAAGCUAUUAAGUUUUAUCGUAUGGCUUUGGAUCAGAUUCCUAAUAUACAAAAAGAUUUGCGUUUAAAGAUAAUGCAAAACAUUGGACUAUCGUUUGUAAGACUAAACCAAUUCGCUGACUCAAUCACUUCGUUUGAAUAUAUAAUGUCUGAACGCAUUGACGCCGUCACAGCCUUUCAUCUGAUUGUCUGUAAUUAUGGUUUGGGUGACAAACAGCAAAUGAAACAGUGUUUUAGUAAACUUCUUGAAGUGAAUAUUGACGACACUUUUGACGACAAAUACACAGUUCAUACAGAUUUAGGUGAAGAUCUCACAAAUCAUAUGUUAGUCGAAGUGAUUAAAAACGACGAUUUAAGAAAAUUGGAAAAAAAGAAAAGACAUGACAUUGAAUGGUCUAUACUUACCGGCGCUAAACUAAUAGCACCGGUAAUUGGAGAUACGUUUAGCCAGGGAUAUGAGUGGUGUGUCGAACAAAUACGAAACUCCAGUUAUUCCCAUUUGGCUAAUGAUUUAGAGAUUAACAAAGCGGUCAAACAUUUGCGUAAAAGAGAGUUCAAUGAAGCCAUCUCUACACUCAAGUCUUUUGAAAAGAGAGACAAUAAGAGUGCGUCGACUGCGGCCACAAACCUGUCGUUUCUAUAUUUAUUGCAAAACGACAUAUCGAUGGCUGAAAAGUAUGCUAACGAAGCAAUUAAUGCCAACCGAUAUAAUUCUGGCGCUUUAGUCAACAGAGGAAAUGCCUAUUAUAAGCAUCAGGACUACGAACGCGCUAAAGAAUAUUAUAAAGAAGCCGUUAAUAAUGAUUCCCAAUGUUUGGAAUCUAUGUAUAACUUGUCGUUGGCUUUCAAAAAGUUGGGCUCAUAUGAGGACGCAUUGGACUACUUAUUCAAAUUACAUACACUCACCAAACGGCACCCGCAUAUUAUCUAUCAAAUUGCUAAUAUAUAUGAAUUACUUGAAAACAAAGACCAAGCGCUUGACUUUUACCAACAAUUGUUACAUUUUGUACCAUCGGAUCCGUCACUUUUGGUCAAAUUAAGUGAUAUGUGCGACUCUGAAGGAGAUAAACAACAGGCGUUUAGUUAUCUGACUGAUAGUUAUCGCUACUUUCCAUCGCAUAUCCCAACCAUUGAACGACUGGCCGCACAUUAUCUCGAAAACAAAAUCUAUGAAAAGGCUAUAAAAUACUUGGAAAGGGCGGCUCUCGUUCAACCAAAACAAAUCAAAUGGUUACUAAUGGUAGGCGCUUGUCAUCGACGCAGUGGUAACUACCAAAACGCCUACAAUUGUUAUAAGACAAUCCAUAACCAGUUUCCCGAAAAUAUUGAAUGUCUUAAAUUCUUAAUCCGGGUUUCAACUGAUUUGGGUCUUAAAGAAUCUUAUGAAUACUCAGAUAAAUUGAAAAAAUUAGAGAAAAAUAAAGAGAUUAAAGAGCAGAGAGUGGUCAGUGGUCUCAACGGUACCAAUGGUAUCAUAUCGCGGAGCACAAGCAGAGCAUCUCAACGAAGAUCAGCUACCAGUUCUCGUGAAGGUUCGGCCAGCAGUAGUAGUAGUGGUUACCUAACAUCGGCGAGUCCUAGAAGUACAGCGUCUAAAAGUAAUUCACAGAAAAGAGAAGUGGAUAACAAUAACAAAAAUUUGAUUGAUAUGUCUGUUUACGAAACAUUAAAUGUUACUAAUGAAAGACCGACCACUUCUUGGAAAAGAAAUGCUAUUCGAGAUGAGGAUGACUUUCAAAAUGAUGAUAUCGUUGAUAUACUGCCUGAUUAG
Oppia nitens is the source of this 2550-nucleotide messenger RNA. Its product is annotated as intraflagellar transport protein 88 homolog. The record is from RefSeq and is a predicted model, not a curated record. The transcript has 7 exons. Gene Ontology annotation, biological process: non-motile cilium assembly; intraciliary transport. NCBI's taxonomy places the organism in Eukaryota, Metazoa, Arthropoda, Arachnida, Sarcoptiformes, Oppiidae. The coding region runs from base 13 to 2550 and encodes 845 amino acids. Gene Ontology annotation, cellular component: centriole; ciliary basal body; non-motile cilium. Gene Ontology annotation, molecular function: kinesin binding.